Messenger RNA from Ophidiomyces ophidiicola, 696 nucleotides. RefSeq lists its product as uncharacterized. Gene Ontology annotation, biological process: mRNA splicing, via spliceosome. Gene Ontology annotation, molecular function: nucleic acid binding; zinc ion binding. Bases 1 to 696 code for a protein of 231 amino acids. Lineage: Eukaryota; Fungi; Ascomycota; Eurotiomycetes; Onygenales; Onygenaceae. Gene Ontology annotation, cellular component: spliceosomal complex; U4/U6 x U5 tri-snRNP complex. The record is from RefSeq and is a predicted model, not a curated record. The transcript has a single exon.
AUGCUCACUCUGUCUCGCAACACAAUCAUGAGUGGCUCCAAGUCCAAAGAAUCGGCCUAUGGUACCCCUUCCUCCGAUACGGCCUUCCGCAAGACCUGGGAUCGUGAAGCCUACGCAGAAAAAGCUGCCGCAGAGAAAGCCAAAGCACAGGCAGAGUCCAAAGCCCGUUAUGAAGCAAAGCUUUUAGGGAAAAAAUACCAUGCCCCGGUGGAUUUCAGCGCCCUCGAAGCAACCACCUCGCGCGCGCAAAGACUCGAUGUCGCAUCGCUGGUUGGAAAGACCACGAUUGUCCCGGCUGGCGCUGCUGUUGGUAAACGGGGACGCGGCGCGGGUUUCUAUUGCUCAGACUGCGAUCUUACGUUUAAGGAUAAUAUACAAUUGGUGGAGCACUUAAAUAGCAAACAGCAUUUAAUAGCCACAGGCCAGAGUGGUGAGGUGAUACGAGCUGGCGUUGAAGACGUCAGGCAGAGAUUACGAUGGCUGGCGCACAAGCGAAGAAUGGAUGCAGAGGAAGAGAAGAGGGCCGCUGAACUUGAUCUCGGCCAGAGACUUCGUACUAGAGAGGAGGAGGAAGCUAAAGAGAGAGAGGAGAAGAGAAGGAAACGUAACGAAAAACGACGGAAAACGGGCAAAGAUGGGGACAAUGGAAUUAAACAAGAGGACUCCUGGGAAGGACGACUUGGUAUUAUAUCAUAA